CAGAGAUGGGCAGUGAGUUGCCGGGGACCGUCGCCAUGCCGGGGGCCGUUGGAGCCGGUCAGGUGAGGAUGGGAGGAGCUGUGCCAGGCCGCGGGGGGAAGAGGAGGUCAGGAGGAAUGGACUUUGACGAUGAAGACGGAGAGGGACCGAGCAAAUUCUCAAGUGUAGUGUGUAUGUCUGUAAGAUGUGCAGUAAGUAAAGACCUUUGUUCUGCUAAGUUGAGCGUUGCCAGUAGAGGAGGAGGAGCUGCCCUCUGCUGCAGAAAUACUACAAUACUGCUUCCCUUAACCAACAGCUCUAGUUCACUGUGAUGGAACAUUCUCAAAUCCUUUACUUAAGUAAAACUAGAAACACUGUGGUCUUAAAAUAUGUCCUGAGUUUAAAUGUGACUUAAGUAAAAGUACACACGUUUUCUGAGCAAAAUGUACUCAAGUA
Notothenia coriiceps (black rockcod) is the source of this 435-nucleotide messenger RNA. Its product is annotated as aryl hydrocarbon receptor nuclear translocator 2-like. The transcript is spliced from 3 exons. The record is from RefSeq and is a predicted model, not a curated record. Lineage: Eukaryota; Metazoa; Chordata; Actinopteri; Perciformes; Nototheniidae. The coding region runs from base 6 to 311 and encodes 101 amino acids.